Ciona intestinalis (vase tunicate) is the source of this 2618-nucleotide messenger RNA. The record is from RefSeq and is a predicted model, not a curated record. Lineage: Eukaryota; Metazoa; Chordata; Ascidiacea; Phlebobranchia; Cionidae.
AGAAGUGUAAUAAUUAUUGACAACUAUGGUGACCAUGAUUAUAGGUAAUAUCUACUGUCCUACUGAUAUACACUUGUAAUAAACCCUGGAUUGGCAAACACAAGGAGACACAUUCGUUGCAAACUCUGCAAAUCACACAGAUGAACAAAAUAAGCAUCAUAUAUAGUUGAUAUCAUGGAAAGGUUGGGAAAUGCCUUCAGAAGGUUACGAAGGGUGUUUAGAAGAAGGAGAAGAAAUGAAGCCAGGGAUCCCCGGGUUCAAACAACAGAGGAAAUAGAUGGAGUUGUGGUUGCCGCUUCAAGAUCAAAUGAUCAACAACCAGUGAUAAUAAACAACCCAAAUGAAGUUUACUUUUACAACCGACCCCCACCAACCAAUGUUGAUGUUCAAACACUUGUUGAAGAAUUAAUAAGAAUAUUAAGCAAAAUAAUAAAAGAACUUCGUGGGGAAGCCCUCUUGCCAGCGGGAGUUUUAGUUCCAGGUCGUAUCACCAAGCCUGUUCCACUUCUAAUAACCAAGGUCCGACAAAUAUUAGAUGAUGAAUGGAAGCUACAUAGAAACCAACGUAAGGACUUGCAACAAAUGUACACACCAGAAGGUUCUAUACUGAUUGAGGAACUGUUUGAUUUUGCAAAACAAGUGGCUCAACAAGAAGCAGACAAGAUGUGUAAUACACCUGAAGCCAAGGCCAUGCAUGUAGUAAAGUAUGGUAACAUUGUUUGUGCAGUUGGACUACCUGGGGUUGGUAAAAGCACUCUUUUAAAGAUGUUGAUCAACUGUAUUGUUGUAGAUAAAUCAGUGAAACCAGAUACACAGUUUUUGUUCCACGUCUCACUGAAGAAAUUUAACCCAAAGAAGAAAGUUACUCUGUUAGAAUUUCUUCUAUAUGGCAACUUGAGUGAGUGGAAUCAUUCUGAUGAAGAGAACAAAGCUUUGGUUCAUUUCCUGUACAACAAUCCAAAUGUUGUUAUUUUGAUUGAUGGAUGGGAUGAACUGUAUACAAAACAAGCCAACAAAAGGCUCCAUGAGUGUCAACUGGAUAGCAAGCAAAUACCAGAGGUCUUUGUCAAGAACUUGUUGAUGGGGAAUCUUCUACCUAAUGCUGUGAAAUUUAUCACAUCAAGACCAGGUCAGUUUUACGAGCUUCACCCUGAUUAUCGACAAGGUUUGGUUUCUGAGGUGCGUGGUAUGGAUAAACCUGCAAAGUGGGAUCUUACUAAACAGAUGUGUGGUGAAGCCAAUCUUGAAACUGUGGAAAAAUAUUUGGCAGAUCGUCCAAACUUGGAUGCUUUGUGUUCAAUUCCAGUCAACUGUAUUCAGAUUGUAGCUUGUCUCCAUUCAAGCGUGUCAUCUGGUCGUGAGAUCAACUCAAUGACUGAUGUGUUCAUUCAUACUCUUACCAACUACAAAGCUUCAGAUCAUGUAAAAACAAACAUGUCAGAACGAGCAAUUGGACAGGAACUGGUUAAACUUGCUCACCUUGCAUACAAAGGGCUCACCGAAAGAAAGUUGGUGUUUCAGCAAGCUGACUUUGAAGAAGUAAGAAUCAACAAACAAACUGUUGAUAUAUUUCUGCACACCUAUGUUGAAAAGUCCCAUCAUUUAAAAAUGAGAAUCUUGGAAGGAAAGAAACGAAGUUACUUCACCCAUCUCACCUCGCACGAGUUUUACGCCGCUUUGCACUUAAUGUUGUUCAUGUCACAAGAAGAAUUCCGCAGAUGUAUGGACACUUUCAAAGAUCCACAUUGGGAAGUCGUGACCCGAUUUUUAUUUGGUAUUUGUAACUCCACUUCAUAUGAAGAUCUGAAAGUGAUUUUCCCAGCUUCGAUGAUUAAAGAUUACAAGGAGAAGAAGAAUAUUCUCAAGUCUUUAAUUUUACUUAAACAUGAUACAAGUAAAGAUGUGAUCAGAUUGUCAGGUUGGGUACAUGAAGCCAACGAUGCAGAAAUAUCGCAAAGGUUUCAAGAGUGCAUGCCACAGCUUAUAAGCACAUCACUUAGUUAUCCCACAGAAGCCUCUGAUGUUGUGUUCGCAUUCCGCACCUUCACAACUCCUCACUACCUGGACCUCAACAUGGAUGGUUUAGAUGAAGCUUCAGCUGAAACUUUGCUUCGAGGAUUGCAUGGAAGUCAAACAAAGAUCAAAGAAUUAGGUAUCAAAAGGGUGCGCAUGACAGAUUCAACGACACAAGCCCUUCUUCCUCAUCUUGUUGUGAUGGAUAAGCUUGGUUUGGGAUCUUGGCUCGAUGUCAUGAACCUGAACCCCUACAUGGAAGAUAUAUCCAGGAAAAUAAUGGAUCGGCAAAACAAAAUACAGCUUUAUAUAGUUGCAUCACUGGAUGAGAAUGCUACACACUGGUUAACCCGGUGUCUUUCUAAUGUGAGUGACUUAACAAUAAGUGAGGAGAAACUUUCUGCACAAAAUCGUAUCAUCUUACAUGAGGCUGUUGAACGACUAACAAACCCACAAGGUUUGACAGUGAAUGACAUCAAUGGUGAUCGAUGGCCAAAGUAUUGGGAAUUGUGUGGAGAUCAACCAGAUGAUGAUGUAAUGCAAAUCUUACAACUUCCACUUGGAAAAGUAAGAACCAUGANAAUAUUCAGUUAGAUUAUCAAACA